CAAAGAAGUCAUGCAUAACCUUUUUAGACCUGAACUCUCUUCCAGCUGCUUUUGUUUCCAUUCCCUUUACGCUUAAUCUCUUUAGGUUUUUUGUAGCAGACAGACAAAUCAACAAGUAUAAGAGUACAACAUCCAUGGACUCCAAUCACUCCAUAAGGCCAAAAAUGUACUUAAACAGUAGUGCUGCAGGUGCCUGCCGCAACUUUGAUCCCAAUAAUACUAAUAUUGACCCCAUGUCAGAAUCAGCCCCAGAAGUUGUUGUCCACAACCACAACCACUUCCACAACACCACCACCUUUGCUCCUGAAGAAAACCCGAGCAGGCUCUCCAUGGAAGAAGAGCUCUCUAUUUACUACCACAACACCGCCAUGGAAACUGAUCAGCUUCAGAAUGAGAUGGACCAAAGCAAUACCAGAAACUUUCAUUUGGUUAAUCCCUUUGAGACCCGCCAAGCCACAAAUAAUGAAAUGCAACAACAAUUUCCCCCACCUGAGCAGCUCAGCCAUCUCCACUUGCCCUCCUCUUCUGUGCUCCCACACUCCUCCAUUACCUUCACCAACCCGAAGAGCCCGGGAGGCUGUUUCCCAGAGUCUUUUGGGUAUGAGGCCCUGCUCGAGACUCCAUCUGUGGCGGCAGCCUCUAUGGUCAUGUAUGACCCAAUGUUUCACCCGAAUCAGCUGCCUCCGCAGCCGCAGCCGCCUCUGUUCAGGGAGCUGCUGCAGUCCCUGCCACAUGGGUACAACUUGGGUGGGUCCAGGAAUGAGUCAAGUUUGUUUAGUAAUGGUGGGGAUGAGGUAGAGCAUGGUAGUAAGCAGUUGUUUGAGAAUGGGGUACUGGAGUUCUCUAAAGAGGUGAAGCCAUUUGGAAGAGGGAGAGGAAGAGGUGGGAAUAAAGGGAUCAAGUUUACUGAGCGCGAAAGGAGAGUCAAGGUCAAUGAGCAGUAUAAAGCUUUGCAGGAAUUUGUUCCGAAUCCAACCAAGUCUGAUAGAGCGUCUAUAGUUGGAGAUGCAAUUGAUUACAUACAGGAGCUGAAGAGGACUGUGAGCGAGCUGAAACUGUUGGUGGGGAAGAAAAGGCGUGGGAUAGAGAGGAGCAAGAGGCAGAAGACUGAGCAAGGUCCUGGAGAUGAUGAUGAGAGCUGUAAUGUGAAGCCCCUUGGUGAUCAUGACAAUGACCACUCCUACUACAAUGGGUCUCUGAGGAGCUCAUGGCUUCAAAGGAAGUCCAAAGACACUGAAGUUGAUGUCUGGAUCAUCGAGGAUGAAGUUACCAUCAAACUGGUCCAGAGGAAGAAAAUCAAUCUCUUGCUGUCUGUGUCCAAGGUUCUUGAUGAGUUGCAGCUUGAACUCCAUCAUGCCGCUGGGGGACACAUUGGGAAUUCAUACAGCUUUUUGUUGAACGCCAAGAUAUAUGAAGGGUCUUUUUUGUAUGCAAGUGCCAUUGCCAACAAGCUCAUUGAGGCUCUGGACAGACAAUAUGCAGCAAUUCCACCUACCACUAGUUAUGGGCAUGAGAACUGAGAUGUUGCUUGGAAUAUCUAUCAAGUCUUGAUAAAAUGUUUAUCUCAU
Argentina anserina (silverweed cinquefoil) is the source of this 1568-nucleotide messenger RNA. Its product is annotated as transcription factor bHLH91-like. The transcript is spliced from 3 exons. Lineage: Eukaryota; Viridiplantae; Streptophyta; Magnoliopsida; Rosales; Rosaceae. Gene Ontology annotation, molecular function: protein dimerization activity. The coding region runs from base 135 to 1520 and encodes 461 amino acids. Gene Ontology annotation, biological process: regulation of DNA-templated transcription; anther wall tapetum development. The record is from RefSeq and is a predicted model, not a curated record.